AUGAGUUUACGUCGUUGCCUUCAUUAUACCAGAAGAUUGCAAAACUUGUCGCAAGAUGCACUGAUACCACCAACCAGUUAUAAGUUUCAUGAUAAGUUUCCACAGUCCACGGCGAAUCAAGUAGUGAUUAAAAAGACUAUUACCAAUCUACAAGAUUCUCUGCAGACAAUGAAAUUGACUCAACUUGAAGAAAAUCCAUUAGAGGAAAGUUUAGACACAAAUUUGGAGAAAGCCUCAGUUGCUACUAAGCCGCAAAUUCGAAAUUUUAUCAGUGUAGCAGAUUACUUCUCAGGUAACCAGCACCAUCUUCAUCAUGUAUUUUAUUCCAACUUGAUCAAUGAGCGAUCUCGUCGUGCGCAAAAGAUUGAGCACAAGAAGUUUAUUGAUUUAAAGAUUAUUAAAUGUUCUACGGGAGCUGGUGGUAAUGGAUGUGUUGCCUUUUUCCGGGAUAACUUGACUACCCUGGGUCCUGCCGAUGGAGGAGAUGGUGGUUCUGGUGGGAAUGUUUAUGUCAAAGUUGUUGAUUCCGGACAUAAUUCCUUGCAUUAUAUUCAGCGAGCAUAUGUUGCUAAAAAUGGUACACCGGGCAAAGGAUCACAAUUGGAUGGUAAGAAUGGAGAAGAUGUUGUUAUAGAAGUUCCUGUGGGCACAGUUAUUAGAUGGAUUCCUGAUCCAAUGGAGUUUAAAAAGCACGUGACUCGGAAAGAGGGAGAUGAGUUGGAGGAUGUUUAUAUGGAAAUGGAAUUGGCUCAUGAGAAUUAUGGUGGCUAUUUUGAUGACUUUAACAGAGUGCAGUUGAGUAGAGAUAGUUAUAAGCCAGGGGAUGGAUGGAUUGUUAAAGAGCACGAUCGAGAAUAUUAUGAGGCAAAAGAUUAUUUCCAGGAGCUUAAUAAGAAAGUUUCGAAAUAUGAAAAAGAGAUUGAACAUGAGGAAAGGAUGCAAGAUCAAUUCCCAUUAUUUGGUUUGGAUUGUGAUCAAGUUACACAGAAACCUAUAUUGCUUUUGAGGGGAGGACGUGGUGGGUUAGGAAAUAUGCAUUUCAUUACUCCCAACAUUAGGAAUCCCAGGUUUUGCAAGAUUGGACGUGCUGGAAUCACUGCGCAUUUUUUGUUGGAAUUGAAAUUGAUUGCGGAUUUGGGGCUUGUUGGUUUACCCAAUGCUGGGAAGCUGAGUCUUCUUCGAGCUAUUUCAAGAGCAAAGCAGAGGGUUGGUGAUUGGGAGUUUACUACGUUGCAGCCCACGAUUGGUGUUAUUCAGCAUCGUAUUGACUCUGAGCCAUUUACGGUAGCAGAUAUUCCUGGUAUAAUUAAGGGUGCUUCAGAAAACAAGGGUAUGGGUUUGGAUUUCUUGCGUCAUAUUGAAAGGUCUGGAGGGUUGGUGUUUGUAGUGAGUUUGGAACUGGCGGACCCUACCCAAGAUUUGAAAACGUUGAUUGAUGAGGUUGGACCUUUGAGGAUGAAGGAGAAAAAAGUUUUGGUUGUUGCCACCAAGGCCGACUUGAGUGAGAAUGGCGAGAGUUUUAGUGUUUUGAGACUGUAUUUGAAUGAAAAUCGUCCUGAAUGGAAGAUUGUGCCUGUUUGUGCGCCAAACGGAGAGAAUAUUGAAAGGUGUUUGGAUUUGAUGAGUGAAGUCGCCAAGAAAGAAACAAAGUGA
Messenger RNA from Lodderomyces elongisporus, 1653 nucleotides. RefSeq names its product putative GTPase (gene MTG2). The record is from RefSeq and is a predicted model, not a curated record. Gene Ontology annotation, molecular function: GTPase activity; GTP binding. The coding region runs from base 1 to 1653 and encodes 550 amino acids. Gene Ontology annotation, cellular component: mitochondrion. The transcript has a single exon. Lineage: Eukaryota; Fungi; Ascomycota; Pichiomycetes; Serinales; Debaryomycetaceae.